AUGCAGCAACUAAUCUGGAAAUCCGUUCCUGUACCAGCAAAAGAAGUCUCUUUGGCUAAAGUGCUUCGAUGUGGCCAGGCAUUUCGGUGGAAAAAUAUCGACAACGUGUGGUCAUGUACUCUCAAAGGACGAGUGGUAUUUUUGAAACAGGAUGAUUCAAACCUAUACUACAGUUCCCUUGCCUCGAUCACAGAUCAACAACAACAACAACAACAACAACAACAACACGAUGAUACCCUCGCGGUGAUCAAGGAUUAUUUGAACUUGGAGAUCAAUCUUGAGAAAUUAUAUGAAUUAUGGUCUUCGAAAGACCCCAACUUCCAGAAGAAAUCUGGAGCGUUUUCUGGAAUAAGGAUCCUUCGACAAGAUCCCUGGGAAAACUUGGUGUCGUUCAUUUGUUCGACUAACAAUAACGUGAAGCGGAUUUCCCAAAUGUGCGACAAUUUGUGUAUUAAUUUCGGCACCUAUAUCACCACCCACAACGAUAUCAAAUAUUACGAGUUCCCUACUCCACAGUCCUUGGCCCAUGAGUCAGUUGAGCAAAAACUUCGCGACUUGAGUUUUGGUUACCGUGCCAAAUACAUUUACAAGACCGCGUGUCAGAUUACAAAUUCUCCCAAUGGUCUUGCUGAUCUAGUGGGGUUAAGAUCUUUGGAUUACAAAACUUGUCAUACAGAAUUAUUGAAAUUUACUGGAGUAGGGCCAAAAGUCGCGGAUUGUGUAAGUUUGAUGAGCAUGGAUAAACACGAUGUUGUCCCCAUCGAUACCCAUGUUUGGACGAUUGCCCAACGUGAUUACAAGUUCAAGACAGGAUCUAAGACAUUAAAUAGCAAAGUUUAUGUACAAACCGGGGAUUUCUUCAGGGAAUUAUGGGGCGAGUAUGCUGGAUGGGCGCACUCGGUGUUGUUUGCUGCGGAUUUGGGAGAUUUGAAUAAUGGGGUCAAUGUGCAAGAUGGUAAAGCUAUCAAGAAUGGGGGGAAUAUUAAGAAAGAAAAAGUGAAAAAGGAAAACGAUACCAACAGUGACAAAGAGAAUUUGGGAAUCAUGCAACAGCAGCAAGAAGAGGUAAUUAUCUACAGCUCCUCUGGAAGACCAUUAAGAGGUAAAAGAAAAUUACAAAUGAUUAAUCAAGGAGUGAUUAAAAAAGUUAAAAAAGAAUGA
Saccharomycopsis crataegensis is the source of this 1161-nucleotide messenger RNA. RefSeq names its product 8-oxoguanine glycosylase OGG1 (gene OGG1). Gene Ontology annotation, molecular function: 8-oxo-7,8-dihydroguanine DNA N-glycosylase activity; damaged DNA binding. The transcript is spliced from 2 exons. NCBI's taxonomy places the organism in Eukaryota, Fungi, Ascomycota, Saccharomycetes, Ascoideales, Saccharomycopsidaceae. The coding region runs from base 1 to 1161 and encodes 386 amino acids. Gene Ontology annotation, cellular component: nucleus. Gene Ontology annotation, biological process: nucleotide-excision repair; base-excision repair; base-excision repair, AP site formation. The record is from RefSeq and is a predicted model, not a curated record.